Molecule: messenger RNA, 1116 nt
Organism: Vicia faba (fava bean)
Lineage: Eukaryota; Viridiplantae; Streptophyta; Magnoliopsida; Fabales; Fabaceae
Source: the annotation of a GenBank genome assembly
AUGGCAUCUGAUUCCAACGCCACCAACACGCUCCUAGCCAUUUGCUACAACCGCGGUUCUCUUCAGCUUCUCGAUCAGAGGAAGCUACCUUUAGAAAGCGUUUACUUGGAAAUUCGGGAUUCAAAUGAUGGCUGGAAUGCUAUACGAGAUAUGGUGGUCCGAGGAGCACCUGCUAUUGCGAUUGCAGCAGCACUCUCUCUGGCUGUGGAGGUAUCCAAUUUAGAUGAUUUCAAUGGAACUACUGAUGACGCUGUAUACUUCCUGCAGAAGAAGUUGGACUAUCUUGUCUCAAGUCGGCCCACUGCAGUGAACUUGUCAGAUGCUGCGACAAAGCUCAAAGAAAUCAUAUUGAAAUCUGCUGCUACAACUUCAGAGGCUAGGGGUGUUUUUCAGGCUUAUGUAGAAGCUUCCGAAAUAAUGCUUGAAGACGAUGUCGCAUCGAACAAAGCAAUUGGGACUUAUGGAGCUAAGUUUAUUAAAAACCAUACAGGGAAACAAAAGCUUUCUGUUUUGACCCAUUGCAACACUGGAAGUUUAGCCACAGCUGGAUAUGGUACUGCUCUUGGUGUAAUCCGUGCACUUAACAGUGGAGGAAUUUUAGAAAGGGCUUAUUGUACGGAAACACGCCCAUUCAAUCAAGGAUCCAGACUUACUGCCUAUGAGUUGGUACAUGAAAAAAUACCAGCAACUCUCAUAGCAGAUUCGGCCGCAGCUGCACUAAUGCAAGCAGGACGUGUGGAUGCUGUUGUUGUUGGCGCAGAUCGUGUUGCAUCGAAUGGUGACACAGCCAACAAAAUCGGAACCUAUAGUGUUGCCUUAUGUGCCAAGUUUCAUAAUGUACCUUUUUAUGUUGCUGCACCCUUGACUUCCAUUGAUCUAUCACUUUCUUCUGGGCAACAAAUUGUUAUUGAGGAGAGAUCUCCGAAGGAGUUGUUGAACUCACGCGGUGGACUUGGAGAGCAAGUUGCCGCCUCAGGAAUAUCUGUGUGGAAUCCGGCAUUUGAUGUUACACCAGCUAAUCUAAUUUCUGGGAUCAUCACUGAGAAGGGUGUCAUUACAAAAACUACUGCUGGUGAUGCUUUUGACAUAAAAGCUUUCGUACAGAAAACAGCUUAA